Messenger RNA from Gymnogyps californianus (California condor), 3082 nucleotides. RefSeq names its product discs large MAGUK scaffold protein 1 (gene DLG1). Gene Ontology annotation, cellular component: neuromuscular junction; postsynaptic density membrane; neuron projection. Bases 44 to 2836 code for a protein of 930 amino acids. Lineage: Eukaryota; Metazoa; Chordata; Aves; Accipitriformes; Cathartidae. Gene Ontology annotation, biological process: neurotransmitter receptor localization to postsynaptic specialization membrane; chemical synaptic transmission. The record is from RefSeq and is a predicted model, not a curated record. Gene Ontology annotation, molecular function: kinase binding. The transcript is spliced from 25 exons.
CGGAGCCCCGGCCGCCGAGGGAGCGCCGCGGCCCCGGAGCGCCAUGCCCGUCAGGAAGCAAGAUACCCAGCGAGCCCUGCGCCUCCUGGAGGAAUACCGCUCCAAGCUGAGCCAGGCGGAGGACCGGCAGCUGCGAAACUCCAUAGAGCGUGUCAUCAGCAUCUUCCAAAGUAACCUUUUCCAGGCUUUGAUAGAUAUUCAAGAAUUUUAUGAAGUGACCUUAUUGGACAAUCCAAAAUGUAUUGAUCACUCUCAGCCAUCUGAACCAAUACAGCCUGUGAAUACCUGGGACUUCUCCAGCCUUCCAAGCACAACAGUGACAUCAGAAACACUGCCGAGCAGCCUUAGCCCAAGUGUAGAGAAAUACCGCUAUCAGGACGAAGAUACACCUCCACAGGAGCACAGCUCUCCACACAUUACCAAUGAAGUGACAGGUCCAGAGCUGGUUCAUGUAUCGGAGAAGAAUCUGUCACAGAUUGAGAAUGUCCAUGGAUUUGUUUCCCACUCUCAUAUUUCACCAGUAAAGUCCACAGAAGCUGUUCCUUCCUCUUCUCCCAUUGUCCCUGUGAUCCCUGUCCCACCAGUCCCUGCUGAGACCACUGUCAUCCCAUCCACCAUACCACAGGCAAAUCCCCCUCCAGUGCUGGUGAAUACAGAUUCUUUGGAGACUCCAACAUACGUCAAUGGCACGGAUGCAGAUUAUGAGUAUGAAGAAAUUACUCUUGAAAGGGGAAAUUCAGGACUUGGCUUUAGCAUUGCAGGUGGUACAGACAAUCCACAUAUUGGGGAUGAUUCAAGUAUUUUCAUUACAAAAAUUAUAGCCGGGGGUGCAGCUGCACAGGAUGGAAGAUUACGGGUUAACGAUUGCAUUCUACGAGUAAAUGAGGUGGAUGUUCGUGAUGUGACACACAGCAAAGCAGUUGAAGCAUUGAAAGAAGCGGGAUCAAUUGUACGAUUGUAUGUCAAAAGAAGAAAACCAGUCACAGAAAAAAUAGUGGAAAUCAAACUUGUUAAAGGCCCUAAAGCAGGGCUUGGUUUCAGUAUUGCUGGUGGUGUAGGAAAUCAGCAUAUACCUGGAGACAACAGCAUCUAUGUAACUAAAAUCAUUGAAGGUGGGGCAGCACAUAAAGAUGGCAAACUUCAGAUUGGAGACAAACUUUUAGCUGUGAACAGUGUUUGCUUAGAAGAAGUUACUCAUGAAGAAGCAGUGACUGCCUUAAAAAACACAUCUGACUUUGUUUAUCUGAAAGUUGCAAAACCCACCAGCAUGUUCAUGAAUGACAGUUAUGCCCCUCCUGACAUCACAAACUCUUAUUCUCAGCCAGUAGACAACCAUAUCACUCCAUCUGCCUACUUGGGACAAUCCCUGUCCCCAGCAUCACCAGGGCGAUAUUCACCAAUUCCCAAGGGAAUGCUUGGAGAUGAUGAGAUUACCAGGGAGCCUAGAAAGGUUGUCCUACAUCGAGGAUCAACAGGUCUUGGUUUCAACAUUGUUGGAGGAGAAGAUGGAGAAGGAAUUUUCAUCUCUUUCAUCCUUGCAGGAGGGCCAGCUGACCUCAGUGGAGAGCUUAGGAAAGGAGAUCGUAUAAUUUCUGUAAAUGGAGUAGAUCUAAAAGCAGCAACCCAUGAACAGGCAGCAGCAGCCCUGAAGAACGCAGGCCAAGCAGUAACUAUUGUAGCUCAGUACCGUCCAGAAGAAUACAGUCGUUUUGAAGCUAAAAUACAUGAUUUACGGGAACAGAUGAUGAAUAGUAGCAUUAGUUCAGGAUCAGGAUCUUUGCGAACCAGCCAGAAGAGAUCCUUAUACGUCAGAGCUCUUUUUGAUUAUGACAAGACUAAAGACAGCGGCCUUCCAAGUCAAGGAUUAAACUUCAAAUUUGGCGAUAUUCUCCACGUCAUUAAUGCUUCUGAUGAUGAAUGGUGGCAAGCACGGCAGGUAACUCCAGAUGGAGAAAGUGAUGAAAUUGGAGUUAUCCCAAGCAAACGCAGAGUUGAGAAAAAAGAACGAGCCCGUUUAAAGACAGUGAAAUUCAAUUCCAAAACAAGAGGAGAUAAAGGGCAGUCAUUCAAUGACAAGCGUAAAAAGAACCUCUUUUCCCGAAAAUUUCCCUUCUACAAGAACAAGGACCAGAGUGAGCAGGAAACCAGUGAUAUUGACCAGCAUGUAACCUCUAAUGCCAGCGAUAGUGAAAGUAGUUACCGUGGCCAAGAGGAAUAUGUCCUGUCAUAUGAACCAGUCAAUCAACAAGAAGUCAGUUACACUCGACCUGUGAUUGUUUUGGGACCCAUGAAAGACAGAAUAAAUGAUGAUCUGAUCUCAGAAUUUCCAGACAAAUUUGGCUCAUGUGUUCCACAUACUACUAGACCAAAACGAGAUUACGAGGUGGAUGGACGUGAUUACCAUUUUGUCACUUCUCGAGAGCAAAUGGAGAAGGAUAUUCAGGAUCACAAAUUCAUUGAAGCUGGCCAGUACAAUAAUCAUCUUUAUGGAACAAGUGUCCAAUCAGUGCGAGAAGUAGCAGAAAAGGGUAAACAUUGCAUUCUUGAUGUUUCUGGUAAUGCGAUCAAAAGGUUGCAGAUUGCCCAGCUGUACCCAAUCUCCAUUUUUAUUAAACCCAAAACAGUGGAAAAUAUCAUGGAAAUGAAUAAACGCUUAACGGAAGAGCAAGCCAGGAAGACAUUUGAGAGAGCCAUGAAACUGGAGCAAGAAUUUACUGAACACUUCACAGCUAUUAUCCAAGGAGACACACUGGAAGAAAUCUACAACCAAGUGAAACAGAUCAUAGAGGAACAGUCUGGGCCUUACAUCUGGGUUCCAGCAAAGGAAAAAUUAUGAAACCAGAUUUUUAUUUUUCAUUUUCUAACUGACAUCACCUACUACAUCUGACGACUCUUAAGCCCUUCCAGUGGAGCCUGCCUCUAGUCCUUUCCAGCGUGGUUCAUACCCUAACCAUCACAUUCUGCAGUUCCCAUAAUGCUUUACAUUUGGUGUCUCUCUUAGUUUAAAUAAUUUGUAUUACUGUGUGUUGUUGGUUUGCCAUUUUUCAAACAUGACAGUGGAAUGGCCUGACCAGCUAUUAGU